UGGGGUGGAGCAGGAAGGAGGUUCUUGAGGACAGUGAGAGAAGAAUAUUUGCCCAAGGCACCUAUUUCAUCAUGCAAAUUCUUCUGGGAUAUUUCCUCUUCUCUGUGCUUCUAAGAACAGGUGCAACUUUCCAAUGUAAAAGGUGUCGAGUGGAUGCUGCAACCUGCACAGCCUCAUUACAGAACUGUAACGCAGGUGAAAAUUCCUGCGUGAAGAGGCUGAGCCAAGACGUCACAGGUGAAAAAACACAAACCAAGGUAGCGAUGGCUUGCAUAGAGGCUUCCCAAUGCACGAAACAGUUUAUCGAGCUGUCUUAUGAAAAAGGAGUUUACGCAAGAGUACAGUAUGAUUGUUGCAACACUGACGGCUGCACCCCUCCCACCACAAUAAUGCCUGCAUUAAACACCACCGUCAAUAAGAAAUAUUGUCCAGUCUGCUCUUUAGAGACAGGUACCUGUUCAGGUGAUGUUACUCUGGAAUGUACUGGAUCUGCAACACAUUGUUUUGCAUCUUCCAUUCUUAAAGUUUAGUUUGGCGCUCCCAUUUCCCCAGUUUUGGCCAUUUGGAGAUAUUUUGAUUUUCUUUUUAUUUUGAGCAAGUCAAAGAAACGUGAGAUUGAAACAAGAUCUGGCAUCGAUUUACGGAAGUUGGAUGUUAAGGCUUCAAUAAAUGUUGACACAAUACUCACAUCCGUGCAGCUUUCAAA
Protobothrops mucrosquamatus (brown spotted pit viper) is the source of this 706-nucleotide messenger RNA. RefSeq names its product phospholipase A2 inhibitor and Ly6/PLAUR domain-containing protein. NCBI's taxonomy places the organism in Eukaryota, Metazoa, Chordata, Lepidosauria, Squamata, Viperidae. The record is from RefSeq and is a predicted model, not a curated record.